AUGGUGUCUGAUCAAUAUCGCAUUUUGGUGAAUGAUCAUGAGUUCCUGGGGGAGUCAGUUCUGGACGAGAAGUCCGUGUUAUACUUCCGGGAGGACGAACGUUUGAGCUUGAAAUCUCAAAAGAUUUCGAGUGCAAUUGUGCACGAUGAUUUGGAGACGAUUUUGUCUCUUGGCAAAUCCAAGGAUGGUUUUGCGAAGCACGAACUAAGAAGACCCCUUUGGCUCAAAAUUUUGAAAUCCAGACUGUCCCUUGACGUGUAUGGUGAAAUGGGGAAAGACGGAGCAGAGCUCCCUCAACAUUCCGAUGAACACCAGGUUUCGCUCGACGUCAAGAGGUCAUUUGGGGACGUACAAGACAGCGUAACCAAAGCGUUUUUGCGCCAAGCUCUUGAACAAACGGUCAUAAGAGUUUUAAGAACAUUCCCGCAACUAAGUUAUUAUCAAGGCUACCAUGAUGUCGUGGCCGUUUUCGUGCUGGUGUUCAUGCACACCCAAAGAUCCGAAGAUGAAGCGGAUUUGAGUGAUUCUACUACCAGUGAGACCCCAUCCACCGAUGGCUCUGAAUAUCACGGGGCCAUGAGCUCAAGUUCGAUUUCCACAAAACUCUCGGACGACUCGGUGCUAUCUAUUGAUAGCCAACAAUUAUUCGAAUCCGUCGCCAUUUUCACACUGCUGUACUUGAGGGACUUCAUGAUGAACUCAUUAACGUUUACGAUCGAUCAGCUGGCCUUGAUCCCUACCAUAGUCAAGAAGAACGACCCACAGCUCUAUAAUACUUUCCAGUUGAACGAGAUUGAUCCUUUUUUCGCCCUUUCGUCGGUUCUGACGCUAUUUUCUCAUGACUUGAGACCUCAAAGCAAUGAGUCCUUGAGCAUUGUGUUCCAGAUUUUCGAUCUUGUCAUUGCAUCCAACUCUAUGUUAAUGCCGCUUAUUAUUUACAGCAAUUUACUCCUCGCCAAGAAGGAUGACCUUUUGACAAGGCUUCAUGAGAACCUCGAGAACUUUGACAACGAUAUUGAUUUAAUACAUGGUGUCAUACAACAAGAGAUGAUUGUUGGUUCUAGUGUUCGUCUUUGGAAUGAGGUUCUGGAGGCCUCGAGAGAUUCAUCUGAUAAACUUACACCAGAGAUGAAGAAAAUCGUCAACAAGUACAGCGUUUUGUUGACCGAAUCCCAAGUACCUGUUUCCAUUGAAGAUGCGCUUACUUGGUUGGGGAACGAGAUCAAACUGAACGAAAUAAAGUCAACGUCCGGUCAUCGCACCAGCACGUCAAAGAAGCCGCUUUCCACGGUUACAAAGUGGAGGAUUGCGGCCACCCGCGGGGGACCUUUCGUAAUCAGAAUGUCAUUAAUGGUGGGUAUAGCUGCGAUCUUGCUGAAGCUAUACAUGAGAUCUCUAGAAACUCAUGCCGAUUAUCAUAUAUUUCCCCUCAGAUCCUGUCUAGAGCAACUGAAAGCUCUCAAAUUCGCUGGACUGCAGCAGCCACCCAAAAUAUGGCUAGACCCACUGAAAAGCGUGCUCAAGAAUAUCGGCAGGCCCUUCACUUCUUAA
Molecule: messenger RNA, 1551 nt
Organism: Lachancea sp. 'fantastica'
Lineage: Eukaryota; Fungi; Ascomycota; Saccharomycetes; Saccharomycetales; Saccharomycetaceae
Source: the annotation of a GenBank genome assembly